This is a messenger RNA of Lachancea lanzarotensis, 984 nucleotides long. RefSeq names its product LALA0S02e10902g1_1 (gene AIM25). Gene Ontology annotation, cellular component: plasma membrane. The coding region runs from base 1 to 984 and encodes 327 amino acids. Lineage: Eukaryota; Fungi; Ascomycota; Saccharomycetes; Saccharomycetales; Saccharomycetaceae. The record is from RefSeq and is a predicted model, not a curated record. Gene Ontology annotation, biological process: plasma membrane phospholipid scrambling. The transcript has a single exon. Gene Ontology annotation, molecular function: phospholipid scramblase activity.
AUGUUUGCUCGAUUGGUUGCCCGCAGGUGGUACUCGCCACUUCCACGAGCGACAAGGCAUCGAUCGUUGCCCAGGCGUGAAUCAAAAGGUUUUGGAAACGAUAACAAUCCAGACUUAUCAAUAAUCAGAAAUGGGGAGCCUUCAAAUACUAUCAUUCAAAGUCACCAUCCAAUCGCCACUACUAUCCUCAAUGAGCCUACAGUGGUCGUUGAAAGACAAAUGGAGAUGAUGAACGUUUUCCUUGGGUUCGAACAAGCUAAUAAAUACGUGAUACUGGAUGCCCUUGGAAAUCGAAUUGGCUACAUGCAAGAAAGAGACUUCGGAAUUGCAAAGGCCGUGAUGAGACAGUUUUACAGACUUCACCGACCAUUCGUGGUCGACGUUUUUGACAACUGGGGAAAUGUGCUUCUGACUAUCAAAAGACCUUUUUCAUGGAUCAAUUCCCACAUCAAAGCCAUUUUGCCCGAUGACAUAGCGCUGGAUGCAAGCGCACGACCUGAAAGUGCAUCUGCGUCAUUUGGCUCUGUUCCUACUCCACAGACUACAUCUACGCUUGGGGAAGCAGGAACGCUGGUUGGGGAAAGUGUUCAAAACUGGCACCUGUGGCGGCGUCGAUACGAGCUCUUUCAGCGCGACAGUAAUGCUGGAGGCUCGUUCAAUCAGUUUGCACAAAUUGAUGCUCCUUUUCUGAGUUUCGAGUUUCCUCUGGUAGACGAAAAGAACAAAAUCAUAGCUACAGUUGACAGAAACUGGGUAGGGCUCGGAAGAGAACUGUUCACAGACACCGGUGUCUACAUUGUGCGAAUGGACUCUACGCGAAGCUUCCAAGGUGUGUACCCACCCGAAAGUCUCAGUGAUCAAAUACUAGACCUCGAUCAAAGAGCAGUUCUUCUGGCUAACGCAGUUUCCAUAGAUUUCGAUUAUUUUUCCAGACAUUCUCGCCAAGGCGGUGGGCUUAUUGGGUUUGGAGAUUACGGAGAAUAG